AUGGCCGCUGAAGACGAUGUCAUCUCCUCACAGCCUGUGAAGCACACUGAAGAUGCGGUCAGCCUGCCGUAUACGGCUCCAACGCCGAAUCCCUGGUCUGAGACCCAGCCAACUUUCCGAUUUGGUGUAGCGGACGAGAAGGGCCCCAGGCGGACGAUGGAAGAUGCACAUACUUACGUGUUCGACUUCGCUGGAGUGAGCGGACAAGGUUUCUUCGCCGUAUUCGAUGGCCACGCCGGGAAGGAGGCAGCGGACUGGUGUGCUAAGAACUUUCAUGAGCAUCUACUACAACAAUUAGAGGCGAACCCAGACAUGCACAUACCUGAUGUGUUCAAUGCAGCCUUUCAGAGCGUCGAUCGCCACCUCACCAAGAUGAGCAACGAGUCGCAGGGCAAGAUCCACUCUGGCUGCACUGCCGUUACCGCUUUCCUGCGGAUCGAAGAUGCGGAUGGACGUCAGCCUUUCUCUUCCGGAUUGGACGCCACCGCGGCUAUCGUCAACUCGCACUCGCCCUUCGAUCGCCCUGGACCUGCAAGCCCUGGCUCCGGAGGACUCGGAGCGGACUCCGCAAAGGGAAACAAUAAUAACUCCCCUUCCGCGACACCCCGCACCCAGUCGCCCACGCGCACUACGCACGCACGCAGCAACUCCGUGUCCACCGGCCCCGUUCAAUCUCCACCGCCCGGCCCAUCGCUGAAACGCACGCUGUACGUCGCGAAUGCUGGAGACGCACGCGGUGUCCUUUGUCGACGUGGUCGUGCCCUGCGCCUGACGUACGACCAUAAGGGUACGGACAAGCAAGAAGCCAAGCGCAUCAUGGACUCUGGAGGGUUCGUCAUGAGUGGGCGUGUCAAUGGCGUACUCGCCGUUACGCGUAGUCUCGGCGACUCUUCCAUGAAGGAGUUCGUCGUUGGAGCGCCCUACACGACCGAGACCGAACUCACCGAUGACGACGAGUUCCUCAUUCUGGCAUGCGAUGGGAUUUGGGAUGUCCUUGACGAUCAGAUGGCGGCCGACAUCGUUCGCCCUAUACAGAACGUCCAAGAGGCUGCCAACAAGCUCAUCCAGGAGGCGACAACCCGUUAUACAAACGAUAACAUCACUUGCAUGGUUAUACGCCUCAAAGACGUGACUUCUGACCAAUAG
This is a messenger RNA of Peniophora sp. CBMAI 1063, 1146 nucleotides long. The record is from the annotation of a GenBank genome assembly. NCBI's taxonomy places the organism in Eukaryota, Fungi, Basidiomycota, Agaricomycetes, Russulales, Peniophoraceae.